Messenger RNA from Symbiodinium sp. CCMP2456, 801 nucleotides. NCBI's taxonomy places the organism in Eukaryota, Dinophyceae, Suessiales, Symbiodiniaceae. The record is from the annotation of a GenBank genome assembly.
AUGGCAUGCAGCUAUGCACCGCAUUUCUGUCUUGCGGCCAGCUCUGAGGCACGUCAAGUGUGGCAGCCACACCGUGGGUUAAGUUGGACAGCUGCAAGUCGCACAUAUCAGCAGGCACAUACUGCAGGUCGCUCUGCGUCGUCGUUCUGUCAGAGCACGUGGGGUGUGCUGUCGAUCCUUGGGACCCACCUGUUGAGGCCUCAUCGCGGGUGUCACGGCGUUGCACAGCUGUGCAAUCAGCGAGCCUCUGUGAAGCAAGUCCCUCCAGAGCUUGUCAUCGCAGGUGACCUCAUCGUCAGUUUCGCAGCUCCAACUCUUGAGGCAUUCGUGCUGACUGGUAGCGGGCUGUACACCCCGCUGUGGCUGAUAUUCGCUAGUGCCCAGCCAAGCUUGAUCAGCCCGGAAUUACGGCAUGGGCUUGUGCUUGCUUUAUGUUGGCUGUGUAGUGCAACCUAUGCACAGGGGUACGCAAAAGAGGCACUGGAUGGUCAGAACUUAUCAGAGCUACUGUGGCGCCUCUUCAUUGCGAACUUCCUGAAUGCCUGGUUGAUUUUCUUUGCGACGUCCUUCCUCGGGCUUUUCGAACCUUUUAACGAAGCAGAGGCUUUGCGCUUGGGGAUCUCACCAGGGACUUGGGGCUCUCUCGGCUUUAACUUGGAUGUCAAAGUCUUCAGGCAGGUUUUAGAUGUCAACAUUGACAUCCUUGUGGAGGGGCUCCUUCUAAGUGCUUGGCAUGCCUUCUGUGCCGGAUCGGACUUUGGGGAAAUUUGGAGUCUAUUGGUGCGACAAGUUCGCCCUUGA